This is a messenger RNA of Corylus avellana, 450 nucleotides long. Lineage: Eukaryota; Viridiplantae; Streptophyta; Magnoliopsida; Fagales; Betulaceae. The record is from RefSeq and is a predicted model, not a curated record.
AUGCUUCUGAUCCUCGUGAUUCUCUUAUCAGUCUCCAAACUGCACGACAUUUUUCUUUCUACAUACGAGUUUAUUGUCGUGAAAAGGUCUCACCACGUGGCACUGUUUUUCAUGUUUAACAUUAUCGUGGUGAUCAUGGUAAUCUAUCAUGGGAGUAGUACUACCACUGUUAUGCCAUCCGUAGAAGAUUUUGAUUGGUUCAUUUCUUUGGAUUAUGAUGCGUACAGUAAUAAUUCUGAGGAGGAUGGUGAUGAUGAUGAUGAAUUUCAUGGUUAUGAUGGCUAUGACGAAGAGAAUGAUGAUGAUGAUAAUGAUGAUGAUGAUGAUGAUAGUGAAGAUGAACAGGAAAUGAAGGAUUUGGAGAGGAGAAUUGAGGGAUUCAUAGCCAUGAACUAUAAGCAAAUUAAGGAGAGAGCUUCUUUCAAUGGCAGAGGUGGUAUCCAGCUCUAG